Molecule: messenger RNA, 2333 nt
Organism: Ostrea edulis (European flat oyster)
Lineage: Eukaryota; Metazoa; Mollusca; Bivalvia; Ostreida; Ostreidae
Product: cilia- and flagella-associated protein 157-like
Exons: 10
Coding region: 152-1837 (561 amino acids)
Cellular component (GO): ciliary basal body; cilium
Molecular function (GO): microtubule binding
Source: RefSeq, a predicted model, not a curated record
GGAAAUGACGUCACAGUAAUUGUUGACAACAAAAUGGUGUCCUCCAUAUUCCUUAAAAAACAAUGAGAGAAAGAGAUUAUAGGAAAUAAUCUGAUUAUUUCUUUUUAUAUUGUUUUAAUUAGUCAAUACCGUGCAUUGAUACAACAUCGAAAUGCCUCCCAAAAAGAAGAAGAGUGGAAAGAAGGGGAAGAAAAGUGCCAAGAAGUCUGGCCGAGGAUCACCUUCCAAAAGUAUCGAAACUAGUAUGAAUGAACUAUCAAAAGAAUACUUCAUAAUACAAAUUCGAGACUUAGAAAACAGAUUACAGAGGUACCAGAAAAGAUGUGAUGAGUUGGAAGUGAACAGAGGAAAUAACAAUGACAAGUUUGAACAACUUGAAAAACAGAAGAAUGACAUCGUGGAUUACCUCAAGAAAGAAAUUAACAAGAAAAAUGAUGACAUUGAGGAUUUGAAUGAGCAGCUGAUUGGAAUACAACAGACAAGGGAGCUGGAAAAAGAACAGGCCCAUGCCACAAUUAAACAGAUCAAAACGGAGCUCCAGGAGACCAAAGAUCAGCUUACAUCUGACAAUAUGAUCUUAGGUGGUAAAUUGGCAUCUCUGGAGGAGUUCAAAGUUCACAGAGAAGAACUGAUGGCAAAGUUUGCUAACAUGGAAGAAGAGCUCAAACAGAAGGAUGAAGACCACAAAUCUGCCAUUUAUGAUCUUGAAAAGAAAGCUGUCCUAGAUAAAUCAAGGUUAAAGUCAGAAAUGGUGCAGAGAGUGAACCAAGUGGCAGCAGAAUUUAGAAGAGUAUCAAAUAAACAAAUGGCAGAGACCACAAAAAACACCAUCAGGGAAAAUGUCUCCAUCACUGCUCAGCUAGCGAAAAUGUCGGACAAAACCAUGGAACUGAUUCAGGAAAAUGAUGAAAUGAAAAAGAAAGAGAAACAACAAAAACAGCAUAUAGAAAUGUUAGAGGAUAAUGAAAAAACGCUAGCCAAGAAAAAUCACAGUCAUCAAAAGUUGAUCAAGAUGCUGACAGAUAAAUGUAGAAACCAGGAGGCUCUUAUUGCUGAGUUUGACUCCCGGGAGCAGGAAUACCAGGAGCUGGAUGCGGAAAUUGAUUUUCUCAAACAGCAAGUAGAAUCACAAAGAGAGGAAAUCCAGAAUCUUGCAAAAGAAAAUGAACAGUUAGAGGAUAGUUUGAAAGAUGCUAACACAAACUACAUCACCGAGAAAAAGAACAAAGGGAAAGUUGAUAGAAUUUUAUAUGAUGCAGGAGAAGCUAUCAAAUUAAUGCUUAAGAAGUCAGAUGAAACUGAGUCAGAAGAUGGCUACAAUGAUAUUGAGAAGAAAGACAACAUGUUGGAAAAUUUACUCAUCUUACUAAACAGUGCUGCUGCCAUUGGCAUUGGUCCUCAACCAGAGGACUUUGGAAGAUAUGAAAUGCCACAGAAGAGUGCCAGUGAAAUGCCUGGAUCAAGACAAGGGAUCAAGAGGGGAAUGCUUCCAAUGUCUCCUGUGGCUAAGAGUGGAGGCACACAUCCCCAUUAUCAACUUGGGGAUCUUGGUUUGAUUCCUCGACCAAAGAACCACAUUCCAACCAGUGUAGACAAAAUGAGGGUCCUGUCUGCCACCACUAGGCUGGGUGGCCUUCGUAAAGUACUGACCAAGUCUGUAGCUGUUCAAACUGUUAGUGCCCCCAAGGCAUUAUUUUACGCUGAUCAGCUUCUCAAUAAAGCUCCUGUUGGUACUCAGGAGGCAGUCAUUGCCAUGACAACAGAUCGAAUUAGGUCACCAGGAGUACCCCUGGGUCCCAUACAAACUUCUAAACAAGUGACCAGUAAAGUUUUUUAAUGUGAAACUAUAAUCACUGCAUGUUAGUCACAUGUGGCAGGGAUUCACAUGGAUGUUGUAAAAUUUUCUCAAAGACACAAAACAGUUGGUGUCUAGUGCAUGCUUAAAAUCCAAUGAAUUUCAUUGAUAUUUUCAGAUUAUGAAGUUCAUGAUUUAAUAUAUUCAACAUGCUUUUUGUCUGUGAUAUUUGAUUGUGUAUUCCACACAAUGAUGAAUUGUUCAGGAUGCUUAAGGUUUGAUAACAGCUCAAGAUUAUUUGUUUUUCCCCAAUAUAUGUAAAUCAAGUAAGUAUUCAUUGUUUUAAAAUGGAGAAGAUUCCCUCUGUUACAUAAUAACAACUGCAACAGAGAAUUAGUGAUUUUUAUAUUGUAUCAAAAUGCAAUUGACAUAUUCUAUCAUGAAAAGACUUGUUGUUACAAAUGUCAAAUAUGUCCAAGUUGUAAAUAUGUACAGUUAUAUUUCACUCAAUAAAGCAUUUAAUGUAAUAAUAAUUUCU